This is a messenger RNA of Perca fluviatilis (European perch), 9555 nucleotides long. It is a transcript of the gene frem2a, whose product is annotated as FRAS1 related extracellular matrix 2a. The transcript is spliced from 24 exons. Gene Ontology annotation, biological process: cell communication. Bases 1 to 9378 code for a protein of 3125 amino acids. The record is from RefSeq and is a predicted model, not a curated record. Gene Ontology annotation, cellular component: membrane. NCBI's taxonomy places the organism in Eukaryota, Metazoa, Chordata, Actinopteri, Perciformes, Percidae.
AUGUUGUUCAAUAGACUUCUCCUGUGUUUUUCAGUCACAGGUAUUGUUUUCGCGCUGCCCGACAGCUCUGGAUUAUUUUACGCGCUGAGAUCUGAACUGUCAGAAGAUGCAAUCUUGGUGGCCAACAACGGAAUACGCGUGCCUUUCGGGAGAUCUGUCUUCAUCGAUCCCAUCAAUGAUUUGGUGAUUCAGACGCAGCCGGGGGACCGGUGCAGCAUCACAGUCCUGGAUAAUGAUCCGCUCUCGCAGAGACCGGGGCAUCUCUCUCCCAAAAAGUUUCCGUGUGAUUUCGGUCCCAAUGAUGUGACAUACUUCCACUACGGGUCGAGAAGUCCGGCUAAAGACAGAGUGAGGCUGCAGCUCAGGUAUGAUGCGCAAACCGAAACCGUUAUUAUCCCGUUUAUGAUGGAGGUUGAAGUAGUUUUUACGCAGCUAGAAUUACUCACCAAAAACAUGCCUCUCACUGUUGAUAAUCUCAAAGCGAUCAGUAACCCCAUUGAUAAGAAGAUUUUAGAGUUCACUUAUGACAGAGACUCUCAUAAAUGUGAGGUUACAUCCCUGUCAAGCAACAGCGCACUGCCAAGAUAUGGAAGACUCAGUGAUGGGGGAAAACUUUCCAAAAUGAUGGACUGUGAUGAAUUCACACAAGCUGACAUCCGCUAUGAGCACACGUUUGACCGCAAGUCUCCCAGCAGGGACUAUGUUCCCAUGGUUGUGGAGCUGCAUGAUAAGGAAGGCAACCUAGUGAAACAGGAGUAUUUCCAUCUAAUGAUUCGCAUCAAAGAGGGAGAAGAAAACACUCCCCCCAAACCCAGCUUUGUGUCAAUGAUGAUGAUGGAGAUCAGCCAGUUUGUCAUGACCGCCCUCACCCCUGAUAUGCUCGCUGCUGAAGAUGCAGAGUCAGAACCAGAUGAGCUUAUUUUCAACAUCACCUCUCCUUUAUCUUAUGAGGAGGGCUACAUAGUCAGCACCGAUGACAGAAACCUUCCCAUCACGUCUUUCUACCAGAGAGACUUGUAUGAUCUGAAAAUAGCUUACAAGCCCCCCUCCCUUGAUUCAGACACUGAGAGGAUUUUCCAGCUUGAGUUUGAAGUGGUAGACACAGACGGGGCCGUCUCAGACCCCUUCGCUUUUAUGAUAGUUGUGAAGCCGAUGAACUCUUUGGCCCCUGUCGUAACGCGUAACACAGGUCAGCUGCUGUACGAGGGGCAGUCUAGGCCUCUCUUCAGUGCCCACAACUUGGAAAUCAGCGAUGAAGACAACCUGGACACUGUCACCAUCACAGUGGUAGAUGGGCUGCGCCACGGGGACCUCAUGGUGCUGGGCUCUCACAGGAAACUCUUUACACCUGCUGACCUUACAACAGGGUUUGUUGUGUACCAGCACGAUGGGAGCGACACAUACAGCGACAACAUUGUCUUCAAGAUGUCGGAUGGAAAAAACGAAGUAGAAUUCCUUUUUCCCAUCACAAUCGUUCCCACUGAUGACGAGCCACCGAUUAUAAAUGCCAACACCGGCCUGGUGCUGUUCAAAAACCAGAUGAUGCCUAUUUCUCCUCUCAUGCUCAGCGCUGCUGAUAUUGACUCUGAGGACUCAACUAUUAAAUUCACCAUUGUCCCUCCGUUUUCCACUAUUGGCACAGUGCUCUUAAGGCAGUCAGAUGCUCCAGAGGACCCCUCCUCUUGGAAGUUCAACUCUGAGGAUGAAUUGUAUGAGAAGGAAGUGACAGAGUGGCUUCAGAAAGAUAUCACUGAUGGGAAGUUGUGUUACAAGCAUACAGGCCCUCAUAACACAGAUACCAUCAUGGAUCAGUUUGUGUUUACAGUCCAGGAUGACAAUGACCCCCCUAAUGAGUCAGGAGAGAGUGUAUUUAUUAUUCGUGUUUUACCCAUAGAUGACGUACCCCCGGAGCUUUUCCCUGGCACCACACUGCAGAUGACUGUUCAGGAGUACAAGCUCACUCAUUUUAGCAAAGAAGUUCUACGCUACACUGAUUUGGACUCUGAGGAUCGAGACCUCAAAUAUACAGUUAUCCAGCCCCCGAUAGAUACAGAUGAAAAUAACCCAGUUGUGUUUGGUUCUUUGGUUCUGACAGACAGCCCCGACACUGAAGUCACUGAGUUCACACAAGCUCAAAUUAACCACCAUAAGAUCUCCUAUGGCCCCCCGGAUGUUGAGCUUGGAAUAACAGCCCACGUCGUGCAGUUUCGUUACACUGUUGAAGACACGGCUGGGAACAACGUAGAAGGAGCUUUCACUAUCUACCUCCAGCCUGUCAACAACAAACCCCCUGAGAUUACAAACACAGGCUUUACUGUGUUUGAACGUGGUAUGCACAUCAUCAGUAUUGCGGAGCUAGACACAACAGACCUUGACACGGAUAGCAAACAGAUUACCUUUACUCUAAGCCAGCCCCCUAAACAUGGCCAGGUACAUUUUGCAUUCACUGCUCUAGAGAAAAAAGGGGUUUUCAGACUUCAGGAUAUCUCAGAGGGGAAGAUAUCAUAUAUACAUGGUGGGGAGGAGACAAUGAGCGAUGAAUUUCAGCUGGAUGUCAGUGAUGGGUUUCAUGUUGUAACCGUGACGGUCAAAGUUAAUGUAAAGCCUGUUGAUGAUGAAACGCCAACACUCAGCCUGCCUCUGGGAACAAUCGGCUCUCAUAUGGAUGUGCUGGAAAACGGAGCCACAGAAAUCACAACUAAUGUCAUUCAAGGCCAUGAUGAUGACACAGAUGACCUCCAGCUGACUUUUAUUGUGGAAGAUCCUCCAGUUAUGGGUGAAAUAUUGGUUAAAGGAGUGCCUGCCACUCAGUUUACACAGGCUGAUAUUAUUAAUGGCGUAGUUGUGUAUGCACACACCGGUGGUGAGAUAGGUCUCUCCUCUCAGCAGGAUGGCUUCAAUUUGACUCUCACAGACAUGUCCGAUGAUUGGACAGUGGGUGGCAAUAAGGUCAACGGAGUCCACGUUCGAGUCACUAUCCUUCCUGUUGACAGCCAGGCCCCUGAAGUCGGAGUUGGGAUUCAAUUCAGUGUCAUUGAAGGGGAGAAAUACGCCAUCGGGUCUCAGCACUUGAACGCUGAUGAUAAUGACACUCCAACGGAUGAUAUCCUUUGCACCAUCAUUGUUCAGCCCACUGCUGGCUAUGUGGAAAAUAUAUCACCUGCGCCAGGCUCAGAAAAGUCCAGGUCAGGAACAGCUAUCAGUGCUUUUACCAUCAGAGACAUCAGGGAGGGGAAUGUCUACUAUGUGCAGAGCAUUCACAAAGGGGUAGAGCCAGUGGAAGACAGGUUCACAUUUAGAUGCUCUGAUGGGAUCAAUUUCUCAGAGAACCAUUUCUUCCCAAUUGUCAUCAUCCCAGCAAAUGAUGAAAUGCCAGAGAUUUAUUUGAGAGAGAUAGUCGUGAUGGAGGGGAUGAACAUCGUCAUCGACACUCCGAUUCUGAACGGGGCCGAUGUCGAUAUUCCACCUGAGGAGCUGAUGUUCAUCAUUUCCAAACCUCCCAAACACGGUGCCAUUUUAAACCAGCUAUCAACAGGCUCAAUUUUGGUGACUAAUUUCACUUUAGAGCAGAUUCAGGAGGCAUCAAGUAUUAUUUAUGAGCAUGAUGACUCAGAGACAACAGAGGACAGCUUUGAUGUCACUCUGACUGAUGGAAAGUAUUCCGUGCAGAAAACAGCCAUGGUUGUGAUCAUUGCUGUGGAUGACGAGACCCCCAGAAUGCUCAUCAACGACGGCCUGGAGGUGGAAAUUGGGGAGACCAAAGAGAUUAACAACCAAGUGCUCAAAGCAACAGAUUUAGAUUCAGAUGACAGUACGCUCACAUAUAUUAUCCGGUUCGGGCCUGGUCAGGGUCUCCUGCAGAGGAAAAUCCCAUCUGGUUCUCUGGAGAACAUCACGCUCGGCAUGAAUUUCACACAAGCUGAAAUCGACGCAGGGCUUAUACUUUACAAACACAGCGGACAGGAGGGCAUCCGAGACUUGAUUAAAUUUGAUGUCACAGAUGGAAUGAACCCACUAAUUGAUCGUUACUUCUACAUCACUGUGGGCAGUAUUGACAUGGUGUUCCCUGAUGUGGUCAGUAAAGGCGUGUCUCUGAGAGAAGGUGGCCGAGUGACUUUGACCACAGAUCUUCUCAGCACCACUGACCUCAACAGCCCUGAUGAGAAUUUAGUCUUCACCAUUACAAGGGCCCCCGUCAGAGGCCACCUGGAGUGUACAGAUACUCCCGGGAUGCCCAUUGUGUCUUUUACUCAGCUCCAGCUGGCGGGCAGUAAGAUUUACUACAUCCACACCUCCGACGAUGAGGUGAAAAUGGACAGUUUUGAGUUUGAAGUCACUGACGGCUAUAAUCCUAUAUUCAGAACAUUCAGAGUCUCUAUUGUGGAUGUUGAUAAUAAGAAACCUGUUGUUACUGUAAAUAGUUUAGUUGUCACAGAAGGGCAGAUUAAGCUGAUUACACCAUUUGAGCUCACCGCUGAGGACCAGGACACGGCUGAAAAGCUGCUAAAAUUCACUGUCACCCAGCUGCCUGUUCAUGGUAAACUCCUCUACAACCAGUCCGCGCCCGUCACCAGCUUCACCAAACAAGACCUCAAUGAAAACCUCAUCAGUUACAAACAUGACGGAACUGAAUCAUUAGAGGACUCCUUCUCCUUUACAGUCACCGAUGGCACACACACUGACUUUUACGUCUUCCCCGACACUGUGUUUGAGACUCGGCGCCCUCAAACCAUGAAGAUCACCAUUGUGGCGAUCGACAACGGCGUCCCCCAGAUCGUGGUGAAUAAAGGUGCCCCUACUUUGAAAAUCUUGGCCACAGGUCACCUGGGGUUCCCUAUCAGCUCCAAAGUGCUGAGAGCAGAGGACAGAGACAGCACCCCAGCGUCCCUGGUGUUCCACGUCACCACACAGCCCAAACACGGCUACAUCGUUAACCUGGGAGAAGGAAACAAGUCCAUCAGCACAUUUAGUCAAGCUGAUAUCGAUGACCUCAACAUCUGCUAUGUGUUACGGAAUGACGAAAAUGCUACAAGUGAUCUCUUCCAUUUCUCCGUGAAGGAUUAUGGUGGGAACAAGCUCAAGGGACAGCAGUUCCGUCUGGACUGGGCCUGGAUCUCUCUGGAGAAAGAGUACUAUGUGGUGGAUGAAGAGGACAAGUUCCUGGAGGUGGUGCUCAGACGGAGAGGAUACCUGGGAGAGACAUCUUUCAUUGGCAUUGGCACACAAGAUGGUAGUGCAAAGAAGGACGAGGAUUUCAAGGACAAGUCCCAGAGGCAGGUCCAGUUCAACCCGGGACAGACCAGAGCCACGUGGCGGGUUCGGAUACUGACUGAUGGGAAGUACGAGCAGGCGGAGACCUUCCAGAUUUUGCUCUCAGAGCCGGUAAUGGGGGUGAUGGAGUUCCCUGCCGCAGCAACAGUUGAGAUCCUGGAUCCAAGUGACGAGUCGACUGUGUUCUUUCCUGAACAGAUCCACUCAGUGGAGGAAGAUGUUGGAGAGCUUUUCAUCCCGGUACACCGCAGUGGAGACAUCAGCCAGGAGCUCAUGGUGGUCUGCUACACACAGCAGGGUUCUGCUUCAGGGACCAUUCCCACCACCGUCCUGUCUUACUCGGACUACAUCUCCCGUCCGGAGGAGCACGGCAGCGUCCUUCGCUUCGAUAAGGGCGAGAGGGAGAAGCGGUGUCUCGUGGUGAUUAUCGACGACUCUCUGUACGAGGGAGAAGAGAGCUUCAAUGUCACUCUUUCACUGCCUGUCGGGGGGCGUCUGGGAAUCCACUACCCCACUACCAAAGUCAACAUCUUGGAAGAUAUGGAUGAUGCUCCUGUGUUUUACUUUGGAGAGGUAGAGUAUCAUGUGGAUGAGAGUGAUGGAUACGUGGAGGUCAAAGUGUGGAGGACAGGAACCGACCUGUCCAAGUCCGGCACUGUCACUGUCCGCUCUCGCAAGGCUGAACCCGUCUCUGCAGAAGCCGGUAUUGACUAUGUGGGCAUCAGUCGUAACCUGGACUUUGCCCCGGGUAUCAGCAUGCAGACGUUCCGGGUCACCAUUCUGGAUGACCUGGGACAGCCAGAGCUGGAGGGGACUGAGAGCUUUGAGCUUGUCCUACGUAUGCCAAUGAACGGCAUCCUGGGUGAACCUGGGAAGGCUUCAGUCUUCAUCAAUGACUCUGUGUCUGACUUGCCAAAGGUCCAGUUCCGCGAGCCGGUGUACACCGGAGAGGAGAGUGACGGUCAGAUCACAGCAACUGUGUACCGCAGUGGCGACAUCAGACACAAAUCCACUGUUCGCUGUUACACCCGUCAGGGAUCUGCACAGGUCGCCUCCGACUUUGAUGAGCGACCAAACACAGAAACAUCUAUCAUCUCUUUCUUACCAGGUGAGGUGGCGAAGCCAUGCAUUCUGUCACUGGUUGAUGACACGCUGUACGAGGAAGGAGAAGAGCUGCGGUUGGUCUUAGGGAACCCGAAGAGUGACUCACAGUUUGGCGCAUCAGUGGGAGCUCUGAAUGAGACCCUGGUGAAAAUCAAGGACACAGCUGACAAACCCAUCAUUCGUUUUUUGGAGACCAAGUACAGCGUCAGUGAACCGAAGGAAGCCGGUGCUGUGGCAACUGUGAGGAUCCCUGUGGUACGAGUGGGUGACACAUCGAAAGUGUCGGUGGUCCGCGUUCACACCAAAGACGGGUCAGCUAUCUCAGGAGAGGACUACUACCCUGUGUCUCAAGACAUUAAGUUCAAACAGGGGGAUAAGGAACACGUGGUGGAGCUGGAGGUGCUAUUUGAUGGUGUCCGAGAGAUGAGGGAAGCCUUUACUCUUCACCUGAAGCCUGAUGAAAACAUGGUGGCUGAAACUCAGGUAACUAAAGUGAUAGUUUACAUCGAGGAGACCAACAGCAUGGCUGAUGUCACCUUCCCCUCUUUGCCUCAUGUGGUGUCACUGCUCCAUUACGAUGAUGUCACCAGGACAACAGACAGCCUCCAUCCACCAGCCGGCUACCCCGUCAUCUGUGUCACGGCUUGCAACACAAAAUACCCAGACUAUGACAAGACAGGCUCUAUCUGUGUCAGCGAGCACAUCAACAACACCUUGACCCACUACCGCUGGCUCAUCAGCGCCCCAGCUGGCCCUGAUGGCGUCACCAGUCCCAUGAGGGAAGUGGACUUUGACACCUUCUUUACGUCCUCCAAGAUGAUCACACUGGACUCAGUCUACUUCCAGGCAGGCUCCAGGGUCCAGUGUGCUGCUAGAGCUGUUCAUUCUAAUGGGAAUGAGGGAUUAGAGCUCAGCAGCCCUAUCAUCACUAUCAGCCAGGAGGAAGGUAUGUGUCAACCACGUAAGAUGGGGACCGUUGGCGCUGAGCCUUUCUCUGCCAAGCUACGCUACACUGGAGCAGAUGACCAGAAACACCCCAACCUUAUCAAAGUGACUGUCACCAUGCCUCACAUAGAUGGUAUGCUUCCAGUAAUCUCCACUCGCGCCCUCACGAACUUUGAACUGACUCUCAGUCCAGAUGGAACUCGGGUCGGAAACCACCGCUGCUCCAACUUGCUUGACUACAACGAGGUCACCACAGGUCACAGCUUCAUCACUGCCUUGACGCGCAGCCCCGAAAGCAUGGGAGACACAGCGCCCUAUCAGUUCAGCAACUCUCUGCGGGGAAACAGCACAUUGCGCUUCUACAGGAACCUCAACCUGGAAGCCUGUCUCUGGGAGUUUACCAGCUACUUCCACAUGUCUGAACUUCUCACAGACUGUGGAGGCACCAUAGGGACUGAUGGACAGGUGCUGAAUCUGGUCCAGUCCUACGUGACCCUGCGUGUGCCUCUUUACGUGUCGUAUGUGUUCCACUCUCCUGUUGGAACUGGCGGCUGGCAGCACUUUGACCUGCAGUCAGAGCUGCGUCUCACUUUCGUGUAUGACACGGCCAUUCUCUGGAAGGAUGGCAUCGGCAGUCCCCCGCAGGCCGAGUUACAAGGUGCGUUGUAUCCAACGAGCAUGCGCAUCAAUGAACAGGGACGUUUGGUGGUAAAUUUCCGCACCAAGGCUCGUUUCAGGGGUCUGUUUGUGGAGUCUCAUUCUGGAGGUAGAAUAAAAUCAGCUGAAACCCCCAUGUCCUCCAUGGUGAUGAGUGUGGACCACCCCGGCCUGACCUUUAACCUCACAUUAGUGAGGAGUGAGCCCACUUACAACCAGCCAGUCCAGCAGUGGACCUUCUCCUCUGACUUUGCUGUGAGAGACUACUCUGGGACCUACACAGUGAAGCUGAUCCCCUGUACAACAGCCCAGAAUAUGGAAUACACGCUUCCACCUGUCUGCAGUCCCAGAGAACCCGUCACCUUCGAUCUAGACAUCAGAUUCCAGCAAGUGAGUGACCCAGUUGCAGUGGAAUUCAGUCUGAACACUCAGAUGUUCUUGCUAUCCAAGAGGAGCUUGUGGCUCUCUGAUGGCUCCAUGGGCUUUGGUCAGGAGACUGACAUAGCCUUUUCUGAGGGUGAUACCAUCUACGGCCGUGUGAUGGUGGACCCUGUGCAGAACCUCGGGGACUCUUUCUUCUGUAGCAUAGAGAAGGUGUUCCUCUGCACUGGUGCUGAUGGAUAUGUUCCAAAGUACAACCCGACCAAGUUUGAAUUUGGCUGCCUGGCUGACUCCCCGUCAUUGCUCUAUAGAUUCAAGAUUAUUGACAAGGCUCAGCCAGAGACUCAAUCACGUGUGUUUGGUGAUGUCAGUUUUAAUGCUGUGCUGGCAGUGGAUGAUCCAUCAGCCAUGUCCCUCGUCAGACAGCCCGGGUCUGAUGGCUUUAGGUUGGACUCUACAGCCAUGUUCCAGGUUGCUGCAGGCCGUGAGUGGUAUAUUCACACCAUUUACACAGUCCGCUCCAAAGAGAAUGCCAACAGAGGCAUUGGAAAGCGCAGCCUAGAGUACCACUCUUUGGUUUCCACAAGCAACGAUCUUGCCUUGACCCCAUCGAGCAGCAAAAGUCAUCGCUCCAGGAGGUCGACUGGCGAUGAAGUCCCAGAGCUCGCGGAGGAUAUCGGAGCAGACAACAACCGUGGUACCAAUAUCAUGCACAUCGCUUUGGACCGCACCAAGCGGCGGGCAGGCGGGUCAAAUGAGCUUUUUACCGAUGGGCUGGAAACUAGUGGGCUGAACGCAAAGGAGGAAGAGGAUGGUCUGGUGACUGUGGUGGGGGCACUGGUGGGGCUGCUGCUGACUGUCCUCAUUAUUGUCACCAUCAUACUAGUGCUGAGAUCCAGACAGAAGGAUGGGAAGAAGGGAUGGAUAGAGGGGGUGCAGGAGGUGGUGAAAGGGUCUGUCAGUACGGAACCCAUGUUAGUGGUGAGGAUGCAAGACUGCCACAACAGCUCAGAGGUCUGAGCAAUGGAUGCUUGUAUGUACAGAUGGACAAAGGGAUGUAGAGUAUGUGAGGGCUUUUAUAAAAUUUUUGAUUUCCUUUUUUUUUUAAACUGGUAUUAAAUUACUUUAAUAACACCAAAAAUCUGAGAUUGAUCAUAUGCAUUAGUGUGUGUGUGUGUGUGUGUGUGUGUGUGUGUG